This is a messenger RNA of Rotaria socialis, 636 nucleotides long. NCBI's taxonomy places the organism in Eukaryota, Metazoa, Rotifera, Eurotatoria, Philodinida, Philodinidae. The record is from the annotation of a GenBank genome assembly.
AUGUUCGAUAUAUCGAUUGAUUUAGCUAAUAUUUAUCAAUUAGUAUUCAAAUUGUCUAUAUUAACAUAUUACAAAUUGUCAAUACAUGCUACAAAUUUAUUUAUAUCAUUACCAAUUGCUACAAAUCAACAACAACAAAGUGCAAUUGAAUCGCUUAUUAUUGAUCAUCGAUGUUCAUUUGAUGAACUUUCUGCUAUUAUUUCUUUUACAUUGCAACUACGUCGUUUAAAAAUAACACAUGGUUUUAAUCAUCCUUUAAAUAAAGAAUUAAUUCCAUCAAUAAUGUUAGAAAAUUUAACCUAUCUCUCAUCAGAUAUUUAUGGUGUAGAAUUUGAUGGUUUUAAAACAUUUAUUCGAAAAAUGAAUUCGAAAUUAAAAACAUUAAAUGUAAUUAUUCAAUGUGAGGAUAUGAUGUAUCUUGAUGCUUAUCGAUGGAAGCAAUUACUUUUACAUUAUUAUCCUCAAUUGGAAAAAUUCUAUUUCACAUAUUAUGAUCGUAUAGAUAAUAAUAACCAUCAAUAUCAAAUAUAUUCUUGCGGAUUAAAUCCAUUUUCUACAUUGUUUUGGAUUCAACGAAAAUGGAUAUUUAAAGCAAAAAUUGAAGGAACAUCGCCGGUCGAAGAAAACGAUCAGUAA